CGGAAAUACAACGUCGAGCUCGUCGGCGACCAUGAUGACAAAAAUGUCCUCAUCGGCUGCGAGGUUGACACUCUGGGUGAUUAUUCAUGCCAGGGAAUAAACAACCCCAAACCUGCUGCAGAUGACAGUACUGUCACCCAUACGUUCCACGACCUGGGGCCUGGUUCAUACAGAGUGUGGAUCACGCCAGUUGACCCCUACUGGCAGACGGAAGGGCAGUGUUUGUGCUUUGAGAGGACGUCAGUCAACCACACAGCCUGCCUCCGUUGUAUUACUACAUCCACUGGGAAAAUCGCCGUCGAGGGACAGGCAGCAGGGACAUGGACGUCUUCCACGUCAACGUCAUCCACAUCAACGUCUUCCACAUCACCGACACAUCCAGCAGAGUCAACGGAUCCCAGCGUGGGGACAUCGGAGAACUGCCUGAUGAUGUGGUGACGUCAUUGGCGGCGUUGUUCGGCUCACUAUUUGGCCUCCUCCUAGUUGCUGUAGUUGUCAUGGUGUACAGAAGACAACGCGCCUCAGUGCUUCGUGUGAAGAAGGUGUACCUGCUGUAUACGGACGACCACAAAGACCACAGCGAAGUCAUCAACAAGCUGGCCAUCUACCUGAGAGACUACUGCUACUGCGAGGUCUUCUAUCUGCCCUGGUUCCGAGGAAAAAUCCAGACAACGGGCGCCUACCAAUGGAUCCUCAGCCACAUCGACCAAGCAGACUAUGUCCUCCUCAUCAGUUCUGAGGCAGCUUUCAUGCUGUUUGACGCUCGGAACACGACCACAUCUUUCAGGACAAUGGAUGGAGGUCCAGAAGGGGACACGUUCUCUCCAGCUGUAACUCACAUCAUGGCGAGGUCAUCUCAGCCAGAUUUCCACAAGAAAACCAUCCUGGCCUAUUUUGAAUACACGGAUGAGGAGUAUGUUAUCAAAGAAAUUAUCCCCGGAGUCAAUUAUCAGUUGCCAAAAUAUUUCAAGGAAUUGCUGUGUCACAUCCAUGAGGUGGAACUGUGUGGCAAGACUCCAAAACAGGCGAAAAUUAACGCUAUGGGGAACCUACAAGCCUCUCAGUGUGGCAGGAGGUUAUUGGAUGCCGUUAUCAAAGCCACACACUUCCAGAAAGCCUGCCCGCAAUGGUUUUCCGAGAGGUUCCAGAGGCAGGACUCGGCGUACAGCUCCCAAUAUGACCACGUAGGGGAUUCGGUGUCACGUACAGGUUUUUACCAGGUGGGUACAGAUCGCGUGGAUGCGAACCAUAAUAAUUAUGAUGAUGAUGAAAUGAGAAGUACCGUGACUUAUAACACUACGUAUGCAAGAGCUCACGAAAUGUUCCCGCCCAGUGAGGUGCCAACGGAUACACCAACUGAGUUCAUCCACAGGCAGCUGCAGAACAUCACCAUGCAGAGCAUGGGCAUGCAGAACACAUACACGCAGAACGGUCACAUACAGGACAUGGAGAACGGUCACAUACAGGACAUGGAGAACGGUCACAUACAGGACAUGGAGAACGGUCACAUACAGGACAUGGAGAACGGUCACAUACAGAAUACAUACACGCAGAACGGUCACAUACAAGACAUGGACAUGGAGAACGGUCACAUACGGGACAUCGACAUGGAGAACGGUCACAUACAGGACAUGGAGAACGGUCAUAUACAGGAAAAGGACAUGGAGAACGGUCACAUACAGGACAUCGACAUGGAGAACGGUCACAUACAGGACAUGGACAUGGAGAACGGUCACAUACAGGACAUGGAGAACGGUCAUAUACAGGACAAGGACAUGGAGAACGGUCACAUACAGGACAAGGACAUGGAGAACGGUCACAUACAGGACAUGGAGAACGGUCAUAUACAGGACAUGGAGAACGGUCACAUACAGGACAAGGACAUGGAGAACGGUCACAUACAGGACAAGGACAUGGAGAACGGUCACAUACAGGACAUGGAGAACGGUCAUAUACAGGACAAGGACAUGCCGAACAUUGACAUGCAGAACGUCCUCAUGCUCAAAGACAGCAUGAACAUAAGCGGCGCGGUUCACACUCAUCGUCAUUCUCCUCAAGACGAUGUCUUCACACCUCCUAGUGACGUAGAGGCAGAUGAGGAUGUAGAUGUGGACGUGGACGUGGAUGAUGACUUCCUUGCCAUCAGUGUAGGCUGUAGUUCUAGUGGGCAAGGGUAACUGUUUUCGUGAUCAUCGUUUGUUUUCAAACAUAAACCUUCGGAGAUUCCUUUGGAGGACAUACUUCCUUUCCGACUUCGCUCAGUCCAUAAGGGCGGUGGGGUAGCCUUGUGGUUAAAGCGUUUGCUCGUCACGCAGAAGACCCGGGUUCGAUUCUCAACAUGAGUGCAAUGUGUGAAGCUCAUUUCUGGUUUUCCCCGCAGUGAUAUUGCUGAAAUAUUGCUAAAAGCGGCGUAAAACCAUCCUCGCAGUCACUCACUCAGUAGUUCAGCUAAGUCCCUUGGAUAUGUCUGUCAGCAUUGGAAGUAUCCAUAUUGAAUUUUAAGUAUCGAGUUUCACUGGUUUACAUCACUAU
Messenger RNA from Haliotis rubra (blacklip abalone), 2532 nucleotides. RefSeq lists its product as uncharacterized. The coding region runs from base 321 to 2177 and encodes 618 amino acids. Gene Ontology annotation, molecular function: interleukin-17 receptor activity. The transcript is spliced from 7 exons. The record is from RefSeq and is a predicted model, not a curated record. NCBI's taxonomy places the organism in Eukaryota, Metazoa, Mollusca, Gastropoda, Lepetellida, Haliotidae.